Molecule: messenger RNA, 912 nt
Organism: Anopheles maculipalpis
Lineage: Eukaryota; Metazoa; Arthropoda; Insecta; Diptera; Culicidae
Exons: 2
Coding region: 1-912 (303 amino acids)
Source: RefSeq, a predicted model, not a curated record
AUGGAUGAUAUUUUUGGCAAAAAGAAGGAGGUCGUCCCCAUUCUCGACCUCUCGAAGUCGAGCGCAACAACGCGGGAAGAGUUUAAGCGUAUGAUUGAGAAGGUUCCGGACUACAAGAUGCGCCCGAUCAAGGUACGCUCGGAUGAGAUCCGGUUCAAGGAGAAGGAGUAUGGGUUUAAGAUGCAGAAAAAGGAACUCCGGAUGCUGAUGAAAAAUAGUGGCGAGCGGGAUAAGCUGUACGCGUACAUGGAUCCAAUCCCGGCCGAGAUGCGCAAUCUGGUCAUAAUGGAGCUGUGCAGUGUACCGAUCGAUUGGAAGAUGCUUACGAGCCAGCGGCCCAAGACAAAGGUAGAGGAGGAUUACUUUAGCAAAUUGGUAGAGCUAGGAAAGCUGCAGAUCAAAACAAUCCAACGAGACAAGCGGGAAAAUCUACUCGCCACCUCGGUGCGCAAGGUAAAGAACCGCUCCGGCAUCAUCGAAUCGCGUGUCUUCACCUGCAACGAGUGUAUGGAAGAAUUUUGCAAUGGGAAAACUUGCGCCGACUUCAACUACGACCUAUACACACGGGUCGUACCGAAAGUGCCGCUGCUGAAAACCAACUCUCAGCAACAAUUGUCACUCAACGGUGGCGGACUGGGUGGUGGUGGUGGUGGUGGUGCGGGAAGGAUGCUGGGUGAUUUGCACCAGAAAAGCAUCGACAGUGGUAGCGGUACGGCCGGCGCUACAGGUGGAAAGAAGGGUCGUAAGGGCCGCAAGAAGGGCUCUAAAGCGAAGGCAAAAUCGGUCGAGGCGGCUGAUGAGGAGGGCAAUCAAAGUACCGGCGGAAAUGCGGCCGGAGGUCACGGCAAGAAAAAAGGCAAACGGUCGUCACGUAGCAAAACGCCACCGAAGUCAAAAUCGAUGGAAAAGUAA